AUGGAGGGGCAACACAACAAGACGGUGAGAAUAUUUGUCGGUGGAUUGGGGGAAUCAGUAACUAAACAAGACCUCCAUAGUUUGUUCAGCUCUUUCGGCAAUGUCGAAGCAGUCGAAACAAUCCGAACCAAAGGUUGCAGUUUCGCCUAUCUUGACUUCCUUCCUUCUUCCACCGAUGACAAAUCUCUUUCCAGGCUUUUUAGCAAGUAUAAUGGUUGCGUUUGGAAGGGUGGGAAGUUGAAGCUCGAGAAGGCUAAAGAACAUUAUCUAGUGCGGUUGAAACGAGAAUGGGAUAAAGAUGCUAUGUCUAAGAUUGAGCAUGUUUGUCACAAACCAGUCACUACUGAUAAGUUAGAGAAAAAGCCCACAAAAGAGAGUUUAAAGACAAAGCAGCUCCACAUUUACUUCCCGAGGUUAAGGCAAGUAAAAUCUAUACCAUUCACUGGAACUGGAAAGCACAAAUACAGUUUCUAGAAUAUUAAAGUUCCUCUUCUCCCUGUGUAUUUCUGUGAUUGCAAGGAACAUUGUAGUCCUUCUAGCACAGAAAGGGAAAAACUACAUAUUGAAAGGGCAUUAGAAAUUGGAGGAAUGAAUGAUGAAGAAAUUAACAUAAUGAAUAUCGUGAUGAACAAACUACUUGAAAAAGAAAAUGUUUCCAAAAAGAAGAAUCUUGAAAUAGAGGAUUCCUUUGAAUCACCUGCACAUCUUGAUGACUCCGAAGUAAGUAGUUCAACAGAUGAAGAUGAUCUCAUUAUUAACGUGAACACAAAGAAAAAUAAAUCGUCCAUAAUAGGGAGUGAGGAACUUCAAAUGAUCUUGGAAAAUCAGGACUCAUGGUCCAAUAAAUCAAAAAUUGGUAAGGAAGAAAAUGACAAGAGUGAGUCUGAUGUGCAUAAAGGGCAUAAGAGCAAUCCCAACAAUAAGAGAAAAUCACUUCACAAAUCGGAAAGGGAAAGCAUUGGACAUGUGUCUACUACUGCUAAAGGAAAGAAUAAUGUGCAGACCCUUCCAUAUGAGGUAGAAUCUGGAGUGCAACCUGUUGAUUCAGAAGAUGAUUUUGGCAAACCAUCUAAAGUUUCAUGGUCUCAGAAAUCUUCAUGGAAAGAACUACUUGUUAAUGGAGGUAAUACUGCUUUCAAUGCUACUCUCAUUUUUCCUACAGAACAAGAAAGACCUGAUAGUCCAUCCCAAUCCAUAUCUAUAAACGACAAAAUUGAAAACAUGGAAGGGAAUGAACACCUAGAGAGUGAAUCCACCGAUAUAGAAUUGACAAAAGGGGCUCACUGA
Arachis stenosperma is the source of this 1287-nucleotide messenger RNA. RefSeq names its product protein REPRESSOR OF SILENCING 3-like. Lineage: Eukaryota; Viridiplantae; Streptophyta; Magnoliopsida; Fabales; Fabaceae. The record is from RefSeq and is a predicted model, not a curated record. Gene Ontology annotation, molecular function: RNA binding. Gene Ontology annotation, cellular component: nucleus.